Armigeres subalbatus is the source of this 11686-nucleotide messenger RNA. It is a transcript of the gene Trim9, whose product is annotated as E3 ubiquitin-protein ligase TRIM9. The transcript is spliced from 10 exons. Lineage: Eukaryota; Metazoa; Arthropoda; Insecta; Diptera; Culicidae. The record is from RefSeq and is a predicted model, not a curated record. Gene Ontology annotation, cellular component: neuron projection. Gene Ontology annotation, biological process: axon guidance. Gene Ontology annotation, molecular function: zinc ion binding; protein binding. The coding region runs from base 881 to 3001 and encodes 706 amino acids.
UCGCGAGUGGUUGUCGGUUCUGAUGCUACGCCUUGCCGAUUGUGUAUUCCAUCCUGUGUGUAGUGACUGAAGGGUGGCAGACUCCUGGUAUAGGAAGAAAGGUCCUUCCAGGCCUGUGCCUGUGUUGAGUGUGGAUAGAUUGGGAUGUUUUUGUGUACCGUUUUGGGGUGAGGUGAAUGAAUCCUUCUGGGCCAAGAAUUUUUAUCAGUGGAUCGUGAGCUACAUUUCGGAUCUAAGGAACGAGGGUAUCGUGAGGCAGAGCGGCUAAAAUCAGAGAAGUUAUGAAUGAAUGAAGCUCGAAUUAAUUGGAUGCAUUACAAAUCGAUUAUAAUUGAUGAAUGUGGCAUGCCGCGCACAGUGAAUGGGGCUGUGAUAAUAAAUUGAUUAAGCAGCAGAAAUCAGUUUGAAUAGUGAUUAAUGUGGCUCGGUUAUUGAAACCCGCAGUGGAAGAGGCUCGAAGCGAUAAAUAAUAAAUAUAAAGAGUGUUGAACCAAGCGAAGAGCAACGACGACGUGAAGCACAGUGUUCCUGCCGGGAUUGGUUGGAAGGUGAACCGUGGAAAUUACGUGAAGAGGAAAUCGAUAAAAUUUUCAGCACUGCGAAAAUUAAGCAAGAGAUGAAAAACCUUCCUGACUUGGUGGUCGCAUGAGGGUGUUUCCUAGUGUAUGGUGCAGAGAUUAAUUUCCGGGAGAAGAACCUGGCGUAUGCGGAAAGCAGGAAGAGCCAAGAGUUGUUCAAAGUGUGAGAUGAUUUGCAUAUAAAUUGGAUCCGACGAUAAAGUGAAACGGAAAAAGUUGUUAAAUGCUUUGGUGACCGAAAAAUAGUUGGAUGUGUGAAUUUAUUAAAAUUUGCGCGAGAGAUUGUUUAAAAGGAUUCUAGCAUGGAGGAGGAACUACGUUGUCCUGUUUGCAAGCAAUUGUUCUCUAGUCCGGUGCUCUUGCCGUGCUACCAUGCGCUUUGCUUAGCAUGUGCCGUGGAUAUCCAGACAACAGCCAACCAAGUCCACCACGCUCCGGCUGCUCAUUUGCAUCAACAGCACUCUUCACAGUCGUCAGCUUCGUCUGUUAGCACUGGUAGCUCAAGUGCCACCGAGAGCGUUUCCUCAGAUCAGGAUCAGGCCGACAAAGUUAGUAUUUUGAGUGAGGCCGACUCGGGAGUAAUUUGCUGCACUUCACGCCCAGGCUCGUACGCCGGUACUCCAAACCUUCAAGGACUAUUGUUCCCGCCGUCCGGUUCGGGGUCGGUGUUCUCUCUCGCUUGUCCCGUUUGCCGUAAGAUCGUAUUCUUCGACGAGCUUGGUGCCAGAAAUUUGCCACUGUACCGGGCGAUGGAAUCCAUUGUGGAUCGCUUCUGCGAGCGUGAAGCCCUAAGAUGUCAGAUGUGUGAAACCGAACCACCGAAGGUGGCAUCUGUUGUUUGCGAGCAGUGCGAGAUCCGCUAUUGCGAUGGCUGUCGCGAACUUUGCCAUCCGGCACGUGGACCAUUGGCUAAGCACACACUUACCAAGCCACGUGGCGCCUCUCAGCUUCGAGAGUCGAUCUGCGGUGAACACAACGAGCCGCUUGCCAUGUACUGCAUGGGCUGCAAGCUGCCUAUCUGCACGCAGUGUAUGGCCGACAACCGUCAUCAGUCCCACGACUUGCAAUCGAUCAUGGCGAUGUGCAAAGCUCAAAAGACUGAAUUAUCACACAACCUGCAGCAACUGUCAGAGAAGGCGCGAUCGACGACAGAAUUCAUCCAAAGACUGAAAGGAAUGAGCGAUAAAGUAACGGAAUCCUGCAUCGAAUUCGAACGAGUGGUGACGGCACAGUGUGAAGCGCUUAUAGAGUCAAUAACCGCGCGGAGGGAAGUUUUAUUGGAGGCCAUCCGGCAAGACAAAGAUACCAAAAUUAGGACACUUAAGGAUCAACAAGCGAGUUGUACAGGGAAACUGCAACAAACCACAGGAUUAAUACAGUUCUGCAUCGAAGCGUUAAAAGAGACUGAUAGUGCGGCGUUUUUACAGGUUGGCUCGAUGCUGAUUAACAGGGUAGCGAAUACCGACAUGACGUGGCACCAAGAGGUGACGAAUGCGGCUCCCCGGGUGUCUCCCAUCAUCGAUCUUACGCUGGACGACACCUCGGUUAUCCGGGCGAUCGAUAAUCUCAACUUCAUUCAAAUGAAACCCGCUAAAGAAGGAGAAGAACGACUGCCAGCAGUUCCCCUGGCACCGAUCAUCAUCCCUGAGGACUGCUCCGCCGAGAACAACUCGGUAACUGUUGCAUGGCAGCCACCGAGCCACUCGUUUGUGCAGGGCUAUGUGCUGGAGUUGGACGACGGAAGUGGAGGCGAAUUUAGAGAAGUGUACUGCGGAAAAGAAACAAUCUGCACCGUCGAUGGGCUGCACUUCAACUCGAUGUACAACGCCCGCGUCAAGGCCUUCAACAGCACCGGCGAGGGCGAAUACUCGGAGCUUAUUGGCUUGCAGACGGCGGAAGUGGCGUGGUUCACCUUUGACUCGGCUCUAAGCGGCGGACCCUGCUCCGGACUGAACUUCUCCAACGACAACCGGACCGUUUCGGCUGACGGAUGGGAGCACCGGGUGGCACUAGGUUCGGUCGGCUUUUCCCGUGGCGUUCACUACUGGGAGUUUACCAUCGACAAAUACACGGCCGACACGGAUCCCGCCUUCGGAAUCGCCCGAAUUGAUGUGUCCCGGGAUAAGAUGCUGGGUAAGGACGAUAAGGGCUUUGCGAUGUACAUCGAUCGGCAGCGGUCAUGGUUCCAGCACAAUUCUGUACACGAGCGCCGGGUGGAGGGAGGAAUCUCCACCGGGAGUACCAUCGGUGUGCUUUUGGAUCUCGAACGCCACACCCUGCACUUCAUCGUCAACGAAAUGCCUCAGGGCUCGGUCGCGUUCCGGGAUCUGUAUGGGGUCUUCUAUCCAGCCGUCAGCGUUAAUCGUGGCGUCACACUGACACUUCACACCGGCCUGGAUGCACCGCACAUGGAUUACCACUAGGGUUAGUAGAGUCAUUAUGGGGUGGCGAAUGUUUGUUCCAAAUGAGAAUGGAUGUGCAUUGGAUAAGACUGCACAGUGGUGCGAGACACUGAAUUCGGUUAGAGAUUUAACUGUUAGAAACAUUCAAUCGUUUAUUCAUCAUCUGAACCAAUGUGCAUCCCGAACAGACGAGCAAAUAAUUGGAAUGGGGGUGCUUUCUAUAAUUUAAAUCCUAUUCAAAUUAUUUUGCAACUCCAUCGUCGCACGUCUCCCUGCAGUAGCAGAGAAUGUUCCAUCGCGCGGAUAGACAAUCCGCUCAGUCAGGGUCACACAGGUUAAGUUCCUUCCUUUUCCAUCAAGGGUCUACAUCUGCAUGAUGGUGAUGCACGGUACAGAUAAUUUUGCGACCCAGGGACACCAAACUGAAACCGAAAGGAAUCCUGGGCCAAGGGAAGAAAAAACAUAAUCAUGCUUAUGCUAUUUAAGUUGUACAGAAAAACGAUACGAGAAUGUAGUUUGUAGUGCAGCGAUAUCGAAUGGGUGGACCGACAGAGAAUGGCAACAGCAGCUAUCAGUAGCAGUACGGUAACGGAGAAAUGUCCGAACGAAUUAAAUUGUUCCUGCCCCAGCAUGUGGUGGUGAUAAAAGAUUGAAAGGAGAAAUUAAACUUGAGAAUUAAGCUUGGAGUUGAAAAUGAAUCUUACUUUUAUGUUUAAAAAAUCAAUAUUCACAGAAAUUAAAAGUUAAAAACAAGCAAAGGCAUCAAUCUAAGCAGUAAACAUUUUUGCAAAAUACAAUUGGAUGUUAUGUUGCUGCUGAGAUAAUUCACAAUUUUUCUGGAAUGAAUAUUUUUAUUAAUAGCUCAUUAACUGUAUCUCUCAAAGUUACAAAAACAGUAUCAUAGUAAAAAUGAAUAGCACAUGUUAGUUUGUAAACACAUUUCACUGCACAUGUUUAAUUCGAAUUUUAUCCUUUUUGUCAAAAGGAAAGUAUAACCCUUAUGAGGUAUCAUUCAGAAAAUAAUUAAUUUACAGAGGCUGAGCCAAUUUACUUUUCGUUCAAGGACAUUUCUUCGAAACCCGGUUACCUAUCAUGUCCAGAACGUUCCAGUGGCUCCUGUUGAUGCUGUUGUUUCCGUUUCAAUUUAUUGCGCGGCAGCCCAUUUUUACAAAUGACAUAACCCCAUAGUGCAGCGCAUCCGAUGCAGGCCGGUAUCAAAAAUCGAACACGAAUGAUCAAUAAGCGAAAAUUAAUAGGAAAUUUUUUAAAUUACUCUCCCAUGAAUAAAUUAUUAUUGCGGCAAAUCAACUGUAAAUAUUGUAUCAUAAAUGAAUGAUGGCCUGCGGCGGCGUUUUUACUUCGGUGGGUGGGACAUCAAAAGACUGAUAAAGUGCGAUGAGCUUUGCUAAAUGUGUUGAAGCAAUGAAUUAGUUUCUGAAUGUUUGUUGACAUCAAGUCGUUUUAACAACCGCUCUGUGUAGACUAUACAGGAGUUUGAGUUUAUUUUUAUUUUUGUUGUUUUUUACCACCUUCUUACUCAUAAAAUCAUAAAAAUAACAGAAGACAAUUAUGCAUAGGAUUAUUCAUUCGCCUGUAUUAUGAUCUAUCAAGAAUUUAAAUAAGAAAAAUAUUAAAAGCUUUAAGUGGAAUGUACUCAGUUGUCAUAAGACGAGUUUGUACUAUUCCAAUUUAAUCCCACUACUUUAUUGUGGUUCAACAGUAAGGCCGUCUUCAGUGUCUCGUACUUGACUCAACAGAAGGCUAGAAGAAUUUAAAACUACAUCAAAAAAAGCUUCCAUGAUCUCGUGAACUAACAAGAUCACGGUGUACUGUGAGUGACAGUUUCAGGACCAGCAGCAGUCACGUUUUCAGGGACGAUCUGGAAAACGUGACUGAUGUUCCUGUAUCCGUGACAUCAGUCACAUGGUAUUUUUGCUGGAUCACGAAUUCUAAUUUGUGUGCAGAGAUGAGAAAUAAACAAAUUCCACCAUCGGCGGUGACGAUGGGUCAAAUGGAGGUGAGAAUAGGUCACUUUUUUAACUACAUAGGUUGCUUGUAGAAUAGAUUCAUUGUAUCUGCGGGCAGAGUUGUUCUACAUAGUUGGCAAAAAAAAUCUGCUCUUUUAUGUUUCACAAUUAUCAACAAUUAAAAAAAAAUCAUUCAGUAAGUGCAACCAAUAGAUGGAUGUUUUUCGGUGUUGAACUCAAUCUAGAAUUAAAAAAAAACACCUUAAUAAAGAAUUAAAAAAAAAGAUGGAUGUUUACGUUUUUGAAAUGUAUUCUUCAAACGGUCAAAAUGGUGCACGCCGGAGCAACCGAAAAUGUCGUUUUGCCGAUCAGGUCAUUUGGCCGAAUAAGUCGUUUGGCUGAAUGGAUAAUUCGGCCGAAAUUGUCAAUUAGCAGAAAGGGCCGAAAAUGUCGUUUAUGUUCGGUUAUUACGAAGUGAUUACUAAUAAUUGAAAAAUAAGAAGUAAGAAAAUAAAAGUGCGAGGCAAGAAAUGUUAAAUGAGGAGUAAAAAGUGUCUUCACGUCUCAUGAAAAGUAAGAUAAUAAAAGUGAGAAAUAAGAAGCCAGAAAUGCGGAUUAGAAAGUGAGACAUCUGACAUCUCACUACAUAUUUCACGUUUUUCAUUUCGCGUUAAUCAUUUCUCGCUUUUCACAACGCCAACGUUAAACGAUUACCAUACACUCUGAAGAUAAAAAUUCUCAAACUGUUCGACGCAUACUUCACCCACAUCGUCAACGUCAAUGGAAGAUUCAUUGAAAUAAUUGUUUUAAUUUACGCGACUUUUCAUAAAAAAGUGAGCAGUGCGAUGUAAGAAGUGCGUCUCCCUUCUCACAGCACACUUCUUAUUUAUCAUUAAUGACUUAAAACUUUCACUGUUUUGCCAAACGAUAUUAUAUAACCAAACUGUCAUAUUUACGGAUGUAUUUAGAUAUGACUUUUCAGUCUUGACAAAAUCAAAAUACUGUUAUAUAAUCUUGUCCAAUGUUUCGGUCCGUUUGGGAUCUUCCUCAGAGUAUCAAUUCUAACAUGUUUAUCCUCAACUGUGGUUCUGCUUAAUUAUUGAUUGUCACGAUGUACGACCAAAUGACAUUUUCAACAAAAGGCCCUUUUUGCCAAACGACCAAAAACGGCCAAAAGGCAUUUCCGUCCAACUGUCCCAUACGGUCAAAGUCUUUCAGCCAAAUGAUCUGGUUACCUAUUUGGCCAAAUUACAUUUCCGGUCAUAUGGCUCUUUCUGUCGAAUGGCCAUUGCGACAUCAGACUUUUUCGGUCAAAUACCCUGCCAAAAGUUGUUUCUGCCAUUUUCUGCCAUGCAAAUGGCAUUUACGGGCUAAUGGUCCUUUUUGCCAAACGACUGUGCGUUAAUAAAAUUAAAAAUUCGACAAAAUGACCUAUUUGGUCGAACGACUAUAUUGGUUAAAUAACCUGUUCGGUCAAAUGUCGGCCUUAUGACCCAUUCGACCAAGUGACAUUUUCGGCCACUUGUCCCCUUUGCGUCAAAGGACCAUUUCGUCCAAACGGCAUUGUCGACCACAUGUCGCAUUCGGCCAAACUGUUUUCUGUCUGAUAACCGUUUCGGGCAAAUGAAGGCCAAACGGCCCAGCGAGUUAUUCAGUUAAAUGGCUUUCCGUAAAAUGACGGAAGUAGCAUUUGGAAAAUUGAACGAUCGGGAUUACGCAAUCUGGGAGUUCUAGAUGUGGUUGAUGACGUUGCGGAUGUCAGAGGAGACAAAGCGGAAAACUUAAGCAGAUGAUGGCGCUUCACCCCCGUUUGUCUGUUUUUGAAGAACACGUGAAAGACAACUGGAUGUCAGCUCUGAUGUAGUUUAAUCUUCCGAAUUCUUACGGCAGCUCUAUCAUGGCCCUUGAAAAAGUCAACCAGACGCAGAUAAGACUGUCGAUUUAAUGAAAAGCAAGCAACGACGAAGACACCGAACGGAGUACGCGUCGUACAGUGCGAAUGUGUUGGCAAACGGAUUCUGGAGAAAGAAGGCGGUGAAAAAACCGGCACGACAAUCGACAGUGGAGAAAGUGUGCCAUUACUGCAAAACUAGGUGAGCGUGAGUAAAAGCGAAAUCAGAAGAAUUCAAGCUCUAUUUAGAAUAAGGGCGAAUGUCGCAAGAGAGCAGCUGAUUUCUUUGAGGUUUAUCACCUCAGCACGAUAGAAAACAAUGCGAACUUGCAUUCUGAGGUGAUAAACUGCAAAGAAACCCUCUGCUUGUCACUUUUAUUCAAAAGAGGGGAAGUCGACGAAGAGAAUUCUCUCUUGCGACAUUCGCCCUUUUACCAGAUAGAGCUUGAAUUAUGUCUUUCUGCUGGCAUGGCCGUAACUGCUGGUGUGUGGUAUCUUGACACAUCUGGCUGAUGAAAAGUUCAUCAAAUCGGUUGGCGCUGGCUGUAGGCAUUUACUGCCAGAUAAUGGAGAAGGUUGGAUUGCAGCUUCCAGGAUAGGCGUUAUCGGUGGAUACAAAACAUGAUGGACUAUAUCUGCACGUGUGCCAUCAUCUCUUUGUUCACAAAAAUCCACUGGCAGUGUUGAGAAUAGUGCGUGAAAUCCUGGCGCGUCGCGACGCAUCGAUUAAAGAAUGAUCUUUUGCCAUGUGCAUUCGAUGUGCGGCUAUUGCUGUGAGGGGAAGAAGAAUAUAAGAUUGUAUUCCUAUGGCGUUUGCGACCAGAGCAAAGGCUGUCGAUGACCUGAAUCACGUGGACCUGUGAUGCACAUAGCAACACUAAGAGGGAAUUGUUUCUGCAAUGCCCUGGUAGAUGAAUACAACCGUUACUCCGUCUUCUACCCACUCCAGAAGAAAUGUGAUGCCGCGGAUGAAAUCCGUAAGUAUUGCGCGUUGCUAAAAAAUCUGUGUGGUCGUUAUCCGAUAUGCUUUCGUUCCAAUGGUGGCGUUCCAAGAGUUCGCGGAUUCAUCGCUGAGGAUUUUUUUUAAGUCGAACAACAUCUGCUAACAGCAUUAUACUCGUCCAAACAAAACGGUAUGGCAAAGGGCAACGAUAUAAUAAUGCGAUAUAUGCUCUCAGAAUCGAGACUCGGGAAGCAGUUCUGGACCAAAGAGAUUUGUACGCCAAGCUAUUUGCAGAAUCGACAGAAGCCAUCAUAUGCGCAUCUUUGAACGUUCGGUUCAACAGCUGAUAACCCACAUUUUGAAUAGCUGUUGUUCAUCGGGUAUGAGGAAGGACGAAAGACUGCACACCGCAAAGUAAACAGUUCGUCAAGAUCUUCUAACAACAGACGUUGUCAGUUCCUUUGGUCGUGCACCCAAAAGUGUAGAGUCUCACUCGAGAUAGUGAGAACAGAUCGUAGUAGACAUGGUCGAUAAACAAGGAGUUUCACGGUACAUAUACAGACAACAAGGUAGGCUCAUGAGAAAUAUGACACUUCAAGAGUAACGCAUGUUCCAUCCCCACAUGUUGGAGUACACAAGUAAGCAUGCUGAGACCGUAGAGCAUCACAUUCAAAUUGAAUGUUUACAUGCGUGCAUAGUCUGCCUUGUUUUUUGUAUGCCGUGAGGGAGUUUAAUCUGCGGAGAAUAACAGCGAGUGGAUGAUUUACAGAGAGCAGUUAUGUGAGGAUAAAAUAUGAACGCUAGAAGUGAAUGAGACAGACUUAAUGAGAAAUCAUCAUCCGAAUAUCUUACAGCAAGACGUGGAAGAAACAACUGAAACAACGGGUCCAUAUCCCGGAACAGAGUUGGAGAUUUAUGUCUUCAACGAUCCAGUUGAUAGUUUGAUAGUGCUUCUGAAAGCAAUGACUCCUUCCAUGGUUUGAUAGUGCUUCUGAAAGCAAUGACUCCUUCCAUGGUUUCUUUUAGAGAAAACAAAGCGACAUUCCAAAGGCAUCCCACCACGCAGGUGAGGAGGUGUUGGAGCUCAGGAGCCUGCACAAAGCCAGGUAAAGGAAGAAAUAAAAGGAAAGGACAGCAGCAAUUGUAGAAAAAUUGAAAUCACAUUCCGUUAAUGAUACGUGGGAGAACUGCCGGAAGGCCGACUGCUGGUGGCUUGGUGAUGCAUGAAGCUCGUCUGGUAGCCCCGAGCUCUUCUAACUUUGGCAAGUGGCAGAAAAAUUAUGUUGAAGCAUUUCGUUGGUUAACCUUUUCUUUCCCAUGGUAGCUGUAGAGAUCCAUCAAAUUUUGCCCCUUCCAACUUUAAUCGAAUGGUUUUAACAACAACAAUUCAAUAUUUAGCACAUCUCCACGGUCACAUUAAAUAGUCUAUAUAAUCAAUUUUGCGCAAAAUAUUGAAACUAUUGGAAACAAUCAAGUAAUUAUUGAUUUACAAUCAAAAACUUUUUUUUGUUUUUUACUCAAAAAUGAUUCCUUCCUAUUGAAAUCUUUGAAAAAAGUCAUGGGAAGGAAUGGAUUAAGUCGCCAACAAAUUUGAUUGGGUGACAGGUAAAAUAAUAAUUCACUACCUGAGGACUACGUAUACAAAGAACUGAAAAUUGAAGCUCGGUACCAGUGGCAAUCUGGUUGGAUCUUCUGAUGUUGGUUGGGCUGGAGAUAUGGAGACACAUAAAUCAAGCAAAAGAUUCGUAUUUCAUUACUUUAAAGGAUCUGGGUAAGCAGUUGGGCAAUUGUGUAACGUUAACGCGAAGCGAAGUCAAGACCUGGCAAGUCAAAGCUGCUGAGUUCAAGAAUGUAGGUGUGCAAGGUGGUCCAGCUUUGCCUUAUCGAGAGGACAACCAAAGUUGCCUAAAAUUGGUUUGUGUGCUAAGGUCUUCUCGUCGUUCCACAGAUCGAGACUAAGCAACGUCACGUGAAGGAGUUGUAUAAAGACAAGGUUUUGAAUUUGUAAUACUGUUCAACGGAAGAAAUGGUGGCUGAAAUUGCGACAAAUCCACUGAAUAAUAUCGAGCAUAAUAAGCUGGAUGAAUGCUGGAUCUAGCACCGUAGGAUCCGCUAGUUGAGGAAAAGUAUUAGAGGAUUAUUUAAUUAUUUUGCAUCAGUCUAAUGUAAACUUUGUACACGAACCUGGCUAAUGUCAUUUUUUGACGCACCUCUUUCUUAAACGUAAAGUGAAUUCGCUGUGUGCGCACCUUUUGGUUACUAUUUGUCCGUUAUUAUCGAUAAAUCUUGUGCUCUUUUCUACUGUAACUUAAUCCCAAGAAAAUUCUUCGGAGUUUCCACGGGAAGUUGAUCAGAAUAACAAUUCCUCGAAACAUCCACGAGAAAUUGUUCAUAUUUUUUACGGUAAAUUGUUCGCCAAUUGUUAUGAAUCCAAAGCUACCGUUCCCAACUGCACUAUCUGGGGAUCCACAAUUAUUCACAUUGCGAUUACUUAAUGACCAAAACAAACAAAAAUCCAUCAUGCGCAUCAACACCGUUGAACUGCAGAAAAAUUGAUCAUGUUAUGCACAGGAUGUGAUGCUAUUCUCAAAUUGCGCUAAUUCUAUCGUAAUGGGUUCACACUACAAUUGAAAGUUUAUGCCGGCCAUUGUGACAUUGGUGGCAAGCUCCUCCUCUGCAAACUCCAAACUCCAGAGAGUUGAGAAUAAUAGUCACAUCGCUUCUAAGUGACAUACAUAAGAUAAAGCACGAAUUUUUCAAUCCAUUGCAAAAAGCGUCAAAACCCGUAAAUAUUUGACAAAGUUUCAGCUAAAAGCAAAGGGAUAUUUGUCUCGAAAAAGUAAUUGCAAUCUAUAUUAAUUUUUUUUCCGUUCCAUACCAAUUCUAUGGAAGUUCAUAAUUAUUAUUGUAAUUAUGUUAUAUGGUUGGCCAUCGUUAUGAUUGACUAAAAAUUCUUCCAAUAUAUUGCUGCAAAGCUAUAAAGCGAACACUUAUUUUACACUCAACUUAAAUUUGAAUAAUUUAUGAGAAUUUAAACAAGAAAGUGAACAUCAUGAAAAAGACAAACUUUAAUCCUUUAACUGUGGACAAAUGCAUUCCAGUAGCACAACUGUAAAUAUUCAGACCGUACCAUGAUAUCAGCUUCACCAUAACAAUCAGGCGAAACAUCGCAUUGCAACAGCUGGGCCAACAUGCACCGAAGCUAAAUGCCGACAGCCAGCCGUCAUUCAUCAUUGUCGACGUCAUAAUUAUCAAUCGAAUAUCAUCGUAUCAUGAUGUUCCUGUACAGUUGUAAAUUAAACAUAAUUUAUUGCCACACUCAAUUAGUGAUUAUUGUUUCAAGUGCGAAGAAGAAGAUGAAAAAGCCACGCAAUAGAGUCAAGUGAGUGUAGUCUAGCACAAAAGAGUCAUCACCUAUAGUGAAUAAUCGGCAAAUAUAUGCAAUAAACUACAUACGAUGCUAUUUAAAUCAAAUAGACAAAGCAACUAACAUUUCAAAGUGCAACAAACAAUGCUCUGCAAAUCAAAAAUACAGGUCAAAUAUAGGUUUUAGCAAGCAUAUAUAAAACUCCAAACAUUCCCAUGCAACGUGCAGUACUUUGAAUUGCCAUAGAAACCAAACUACACGUAUGAUGUCCAUUAACUAGCUUUGAUAUAGUGUUUAUCGAUUUUAAACUGAUACAUUUGAUUAAAAGAAGAUAUAGUGCGAUAGUAUCAUAACGUUCGAAAUGAAUCGACUUUAAGUGGUACAGUAAUUUAUUAAUACAGCUCCCUAUAUAUAAAUACAACAAGUGUUCUGAGAUCACAGACAAGAGAAAAAACACACUAAGCUAAUACAUUGAGAGAUGGUUGUAAUUCACCAGUCUAAUCGAAUUAUUAAAAAAACGAAUGAAAAUCAUUAUAAA